GAUCUCGUUGUCCCGCCCGCCCACCCACGUCCAUCGGAACCAAACAGUCCAAUACGGCGGAGCGAUAGAGAGAGAGAGAGGGUUAAAGGCUGUUCGGAGAGCUGUAGGGAGAGAAACUGAGCUGCCGAGUCAUUCCGUUGGCGCUCGAAUUCCAGAUCUCCUUCGUUGCCGCCGCGGUGUAGAUUUUUUUUCGUUCUCGCCUGAGAUUCGGAAUCGCCGCCCCGCAGAUCGUCUCGCUUUCCUCGAAUUCCGAUCGCGCAGAGCUGUAGAUAGAGUAUGUGAAGAAGAGAAUGGACGAGAAAGGCGGAGAAGGAUCUUUUGUGGCAGUUAGGAGAAUUUCGCCGGGCCUCGAGAGAAGCAACACUUUAGCUAUUUUUUGCGGUGCUCUGCACUGUAUCUCUAUCAGAUGCUAGAUGUAUGGUGUCUCUAUUUGAUGUGAGCUUUGGAUCUUUGAAUUGGAAAUUAGCUUGUGCUUCAUGCCUAAUUGCAUUGAGAUUUGUGCGGAGGUUUUGGCAGGAUCUGCAGCAUGGCUUGGCAGAGGGCUUUCAUGUGUUUGCGUUCAAGCAAGAGAGGGUGAUACUCGGCCCUCAUUUAAUUUUACACCUGCUGAGGAAGAGUGCUUGCAUAAGCUGCAGAGCCGUAUGGAUGUUUCUUACGACAGUACAAAUUCAGAACAUCAGGCAGCUUUAAGGGCGUUGUGGGAUUCUGCCUUUCCUGGAGAGGAGCUACAUGACCUUAUAUCUGAGCAAUGGAAGGAAAUGGGCUGGCAAGGAAAAGAUCCUUCAACUGACUUCAGGGGAGGUGGGUUUAUAUCACUGGAAAAUUUAUUAUACUUCUCGAAGAACUAUCCAAAGUCCUUUCAAGAUCUCCUUCUAAAGCGGGAAGGCAACCGGUCUAUGUGGGAAUACCCAUUCGCUGUUGCUGGUGUCAACAUCACAUUUAUGCUCAUCCAGAUGCUAGAUUUAGAGGCAGUAAAACCACAAAGGCUGGUAGGGGCAACCUUCUUGAAAUUUCUUGCAGAUAAUGAAUCCGCAUUUGAUCUUCUGUAUUGUAUUGCUUUCAAGUUGAUGGACCACCAGUGGCUUUCCAUGCGAGCAUCAUAUAUGGAUUUCAACACUGUGAUGAAGGCUACACGGCGACAACUAGAGAAGGAACUUGUGUUGGAAGAUGUAAAACGGCUAGAAGACUUGCCCUCUUACAGCCUUCUAAUCCAUUAUUAAACUGUACACUCCUGUAGUCCAAUAUGAAAUUUACUAAAAGCAAAAAUGAUCUGUAUAUAUAGUGCUUCCUAACUGGAAGUUUCUGAUUCAUAUUUUUUUUAAAUUGCUAUUUUCGAGACUGAAAAAUACGCUCUAACAAAUUCUUAUCCUGCUUAUUAACUGUGUUUGAAACUGAGAAUGGCAAACCAAAACAACAAAAGACAGUAUGCAUCGGCUCUUAAGGUGAAGAUAACACUCCUUUUUGCCAAAGUAGAAAAACAAAAAACACAAAGCAUCCUUUAAUAAAGUUUUACACUCAAAUUCCCAAAUAACAAGACAUCACACAAGAGUUUUGAUAAAUAUCAUAAUCAAAUUAAUUCUCAUAGAUCCAAGGGUGGAGCUCGCUCUUCCAUUCCGCAACACCUUCUGGGAACCAAAGUGCAAUUUCCUUCCUUGCGCUCUCAACAGAAUCACUUCCAUGGAUAACGUUCCUACACGUGAUAAAGCGCAUAAAUGAAUGUGAAACUCCACU
Cuscuta campestris is the source of this 1731-nucleotide messenger RNA. NCBI's taxonomy places the organism in Eukaryota, Viridiplantae, Streptophyta, Magnoliopsida, Solanales, Convolvulaceae. The record is from the annotation of a GenBank genome assembly.